This is a messenger RNA of Scleropages formosus (Asian bonytongue), 3252 nucleotides long. It is a transcript of the gene gdpd4a, whose product is annotated as glycerophosphodiester phosphodiesterase domain containing 4a. Gene Ontology annotation, molecular function: glycerophosphodiester phosphodiesterase activity. The coding region runs from base 656 to 2476 and encodes 606 amino acids. Gene Ontology annotation, biological process: lipid metabolic process. The transcript is spliced from 17 exons. Lineage: Eukaryota; Metazoa; Chordata; Actinopteri; Osteoglossiformes; Osteoglossidae. The record is from RefSeq and is a predicted model, not a curated record. Gene Ontology annotation, cellular component: membrane.
CUUCAGCGUGGGAGGGAUUCAGCAGCUCUGAGGGACACAAGGAGCUCAUUCCACCGCGAUAGGGCUAAAGCCGCUAGAAACACGUGUUUUUUUUCCAUUUCGGAGCUUUCCUGAGCUCGACAAGAAGGUUUCCACACUUUUACUUCGUGUGAUGCGCGCACACACACCAGGCUGUUGAUACCAGUGCAGGUGCUAAUGAAUAUGUAUAAACGUGUAUAAAUAUGCAUUCACAUUAAUUGAUUAAUCAGACGCUUUUCUUCCCAAAGCGACGAACAUCGGAGAGAAAACGCACUUUGUUCGCGCGCGCGCGCGCGCCCCCUCUCUGUGUCCGUCCAGCACACACUGUAUUUCUCUAACACGCGCCCGUCUCUCGCUGCCGGACCCGCGCGCGCCCACUCCCACUGCUCACUGGGGCGCGCGGCGCUGAGUCAUCGUUAGAGCGGCUACGCGGCGCGAGACACACGAUGUGACUUAGUGCACUGCAGUUGCAGCACACGCAGGAAGGGCAACGCCUUCAUCCCAUUACAGCUCGAUGAGAUUGAUGCCACGCAGGACCUUCGGCCACAGUAAGACAGUGUGUGAACGCUGCCUUCCUGCUACCUUCCCGCUGUUCUUGCCUCCUGUGCUCGGCCCCAUGGCUGGCCUGGACUGACUCAUGGGCCGCUCCCCUGCCUCUCUGUCCAAGCUGAAGCUGGGGAAGCUAAAGGUGGUGCGACGGCAGCUGCUGCAGCGCUAUGAGCACCACCCAUUCAUCUCCUGCCUGGCAGGUCUCUACGGCUGCCAGUGGAAGCGCUACCAGCGUGCCAAGGCUCAGCCGGGAGAGUGCUGCUGCAGUAAGUUGGAAUGUUGCAGUUUUGGGCUCCUGAUAGUGACGUUUUGCCUCACCUUGGUCUUCCUGUACUUUUGGAGUGAAGCCCAGAAUGAUUACAAUGACUUUGACUGGUUCAACUUUGGAAAUCUGGGCUUCUGGUUUCCUUGGUCUGUGGUGCUGCUUGUUGUGGCUGCUGUGCUCUUUACCUAUAUUGCUGCCUUGCUGGUCCUGGCAAUAUGUCUGCUGUCUGAGGGCCAAAGACUUUACCUCCACUGGAGUCAUAAGCUUGGCAUCCUGGUGACAUUGACCUUCUCUGUCAGUGCCACAGCUGUGCUGUCUGACCUCUGGUGCAAGGAGUGGACGACCCUGUUACUGUCUCUGCAGGUGACAGCACCGUACCUGCAUGUGGGUGGAGUCUCAUUGAUGACCCUCCUCUCCUGGCCUAUAGCCUUACACUUUUUCCGCAUGAAUAAGAGAGUGCGCCAAGUGGCCAUCGUUGGCCUCUAUCUUGCGGUGCUCUUUGCCCUCUACCUGGUGCCCCUGGGCAUGUACUCGCCCUGCAUUAAGGAGGAGGACACCCUGGGGCCCCCACCCACCCUCAUUGGUCACAGAGGAGCCCCCAUGCUUGCACCAGAGAACACGCAGCUGUCCUUUGAGAAAGCCGUGAAGGUGGGAGGAGAAGGUCUAGAAACGGACAUCUCUAUCAGCUACGAUGGGGUGCCCUUCCUGAUGCACGACAGCACCCUGCAUAGGACGACUAAUGUGCGGGAUGUGUUUCCCAAUCGGACUGCUGCCAUGGCCUCCUCGUUUACCUGGAGUGAACUGGUACAGCUUAAUGCAGGCUCCUGGUUUCUCUCACGGGAUCCCUUUGGGACAGCCUCCUCGCUGGAUCCAGCCGACCAGGCACGUGCACAGAACCAGUCGAUCCCCACACUGAGGAGCUUCCUGGACCUAGCAGCUCAUUACAACAAGCUUGUGAUCUUUGACCUGAGACGUCCACCUGAGGGACAUCCGUACCGAGACAGCUGGCUCAACCGCACCCUGGAGGUCGUACUCAACGAGUCCUCUAUUAAUUCCAGUCAGGUUCUGUGGCUGCCAUCUGAGGCUAGGAGUCUGGUGCAGGUGUUGGAGCCACACCUCCAGCAGACCUCGGGAUACCACGGGUCUGUGGAGCAGCUCCAGGAACAACACAUUGUCAGACUCAACCUGCACUACAGCUUCAUGUCCCAGGAGCAGAUCAGUAAGUACGCCUCGGUGAACAUCAGCACCAACCUGUAUGUGAUCAGUCAGCCGUGGCUCUACUCUCUGGCUUGGUGCGCUGGUGCCCAGUCUGUCACCACCAACGCUCUGCACAUCCUGAAGGUUCUGCGCCGGCCUCUCUUCUUCAUGACCCCGGAGGAAUACAAUUUAAUGUGGAUCCUCACAGAUGUGGUGUCUGCAGUGCUCGUCCUAGCUGUGUUUCUCUUCCACUGGUGGAGAGAAAGCGGAUUGACCUUCUGGUCUGACAGCAGACAGACCCAGGAGAACGGCCCUUACAGCAAAUUCAGGACCGAGCUGAGCGACGUGUGGUCCGUCUCCAGCAUGAGCGUUCGCGGUGUGUUCCGAAGCACCCCUGCAACGCCGCAUCUGCCCACCGUCUCUGAGUUCUAUGAGCCCACUGUGUGAUGGGGGGGGAGCAGUCACGCCACUUGUUCUGCAAAAUGUCCUCUAACCUUCGACUCCUUCAUCUCCACCGUUUCAUCCUGUGGACCUUGGAAACGUGUGGCUUCCUGCUGCCCAGUGCGACUUGCUGGGCCUGCCAUUUAUGUCAUGUCAGAGAGUCUCGCAGAUGAGGUGGCGCGUUACAGGUCAUUGCCGGCCAGAACGUUAUUUCAUAAAUAUAGUUCCUCUGCAGGUUAAACCACAAGGAUGACAGGAAGUGCCCAGUCUUGUGCUAUGUGCGUAGAUUCUACUGCACCUUUGAAGGAAUUUGACAGCAGCAGCAUGUAGCACAGUUGACUGCGAGAGGUGCACGGCCCAGGCAGCACGUGGGACCCAGUCGUUGCAGCAGUCGACCACUGUGCUUCAGACAGCUGCUGACCUUUGGUAAGGGUUUCCAGUGGCACCAGCUGUACUUCCAAACAUACGAUCAAUAUGUCCAGUUCUUUCCUUCUGACACAGCUGGCAACAUUGAAAAAUAGGUAUAUUUUUGAUCUCAUUGACAUCAUGGCUUUGGGACAAUUAUAGUGUAUCUGUGUGGGAGAGUUGAAAGCACUUUGAGCGGCUAUGUAUGUCUGAAUGGGGUUUCAUGUGGCGGGGGGGGGCAGGUGAGCUGGGAAAUUACAGCAUCUCUAGCUAAACAGCAACAUGAUUGAGAAAACACUCCGCUUAUUAAAAUUCAAAACACCAAUGUUGUAAAUGUGUCCAGUGGUUCUCUGCAAUAGCAGCUGCCUAGGAGGGAC